This is a messenger RNA of Camponotus floridanus (Florida carpenter ant), 1632 nucleotides long. Its product is annotated as sodium channel protein Nach-like. The record is from RefSeq and is a predicted model, not a curated record. NCBI's taxonomy places the organism in Eukaryota, Metazoa, Arthropoda, Insecta, Hymenoptera, Formicidae. Gene Ontology annotation, cellular component: membrane. The transcript is spliced from 9 exons. Gene Ontology annotation, molecular function: ligand-gated sodium channel activity. Gene Ontology annotation, biological process: sodium ion transmembrane transport. The coding region runs from base 1 to 1632 and encodes 543 amino acids.
AUGUGGGCCAAGAAAGAUCAAAUUAAACGUAAAAAGAAUGUUACACAAGCAUGGAAAUCAAAAGACUUGCAGAGACCACCGAUAAAAUUCCGGAGUUUUAAAGUUAUAUUAAAAUAUCUGAAGUUAUAUUGUCAGUAUUCCAGUUUAAGCAGUUUAAAAUAUCUCGCUGAUCCUCAAAAAAGUUGGUUUGAAAGAGUUUUAUGGGUCAUAAUACAUUGCGUAAUUACAGCUGGUCUGAUAUGUAUGGUUUAUAUUUCCUAUAAAGAAUUUGUGACGUCGCCUAUCCUGACUUCUAUGGAUUCGGAUAGUUAUGGUACUAUCGAUUUAAACUUCCCAGCAAUCGCCAUUUGUCCCGUUAAUAGGAUAAGUCGACGAUCCGCGAUGGAAUUGGCGACCGACAUUUUUAAAUCAAACGUCACAAAAAUGUCAAUGGAUGAAAUCCUCAACUUGCUGAAGCAAUUAGGCAAUCUUUAUGCUUCCAAUUUCGUCAUGGAAGAAAAUCGUGAUAAGGAAAUCGAUCAACUUUUAACGACUUAUUACAACGGGUUUUAUGACGUUACCAAUGUAAUGAAAAAUCUGACACCGCAAUGCAUGACGAUGCUACUGAAGUGUAAACUGCACGGGACCUACAGAAACUGCUCAACACUUUUCGAAUUUCGCAAGACGCAAGACGGAUUCUGUUGCACCUUUAAUUACAUACGUGAAAGCGACGACAUUCCCACAUUGAAUGAUAUGUUUAAAGCGAACAUGAGUUAUACACAUAAAGUAGAAGAUCUUGGGAUAGAACACGGUCUAACAGUCGUACUGGAUCCAUUUUUGGAUGAUUAUUUUUAUCCCAUAAUGCCUGUUGAGGGUUGGAAGAUUAUCGUGUUUAAUCCUACCGAUUAUGCGGAUGUAUCCAGCGGUGGUGUCACAGAAGUACUCGCAAUGCCUCUCACCGAAACGUACAUAGAUGUAACCGCUACAUCUUUUUUCAGCACUAACAUUAUCAAAAAUUUCCCUGUAAAUCAACGCAAUUGCAUUUUCUCGGAAGAGAUACACAAUGAACAUACAUUUGGCAAAAUCUAUACUUACAGUGAUUGUAUCGUCGAUUGCAAGAUUCAUGACAUGCAAAAACUUUGCAACUGCAGACCGUUCUUCAUCCCACGUCGUGGCGAGGAAGAAUACUUGACUACAAAAGCUGAAAGACUGUUAGAAGAUAUCAAUAAUAGAUCAUCUACACCUAUAGAAGAUGAAGUUACCUUGUGCUCAAACUGGCAAACAUCUACAAAGAUUAUACACAAUCCUCGUUUCGUUAAUGAAAUCAGAACACCACAUUUAGGUACGCCAAGGAAAGCCCGAAGGGCUUUGCAAUUUGUAAAAUGGACUAUUAUACAACAAAAACAAAAAAUAAAAACUCUGCAGCAAGCUCGAAAUAGAUUAAUCGCUCAUGUCACGACGAUGAAAGGUUUAAUUAAACAUUUAAAACAAAAGAAUUUACUAUCUGAAGCAGCUACGGAUUUCAUACACAAAAAAUAUAUUAGACCCCCAAAGCUGUAUACCAUAGGUCCAUACAGGUUUCAUAAUUUACUUAUAGAGCAUGAGUUUGUUAUGGAUAGACAGUUUGGAUUACCGUCCGAUUAUCCAAAAUAA